AUGGCAUCUGCAGGAUCCACGCGCCCAGAGGUCCUCCUCCUCAGUCUUGCGCUACAGCCCUUCUUCGAUGACUCCUAUACCUCUCUGAUCGAUGCUCUCAGUGCAGUCUCUAAGAUCAAACGAACCAGAUUAUCUGAUGGUGCAAUUCGCUAUCUCGAAGCCAACAACCCGAAGGCAGUUAUUGUCACAGACGAGGAUUGACAAAGGCUAAAAACAAAGCUGUUCUAGAGAAGGUCAAAUCUUAUGCUCGCAAGGGCGGUCGAGUAAUCAUCGGUCUUCAUUUCACCUGCUUUAACGAUAUGGAUGUUUUCGACAAGUUCUUUGGUGGAGGACUUGGUCUUCAAUGGCGUAGUGGAGACUACUACCACCGCACAGAUUUCCAAUUCAAUCCAUCUUGCCGUCUUCCGGCCUAUGUUUGCAAGGAAUCUCUCCCUUUGAACAUCAACUUGAAGGUGUUACACAUCAAAAAUGCUCAACCUCACGAGAAGAUAUUUGUUCCUGUUCCUGGUGCUAAAACACAAUCCUUGAUGGGAGUGCUACCGUCCACGGCAGUUGACCAGUCGCAAGCCGCUGUUGCUGGAGUGGUUUAUGGGUCGGGAUUCUUGUUUUAUGUUGGAGAUGUCAAUGCAGAGAAGGAUUCUGACACUAUCAUCAUGACUUUAUGUGGGUUUUAG
Molecule: messenger RNA, 674 nt
Organism: Hymenoscyphus albidus
Lineage: Eukaryota; Fungi; Ascomycota; Leotiomycetes; Helotiales; Helotiaceae
Source: the annotation of a GenBank genome assembly